AUUUUUCAGCCACCAUCUUCCUCUCCCUCCCGGACCCCCGUCGCUGCCAGUCAUAGGUAACCUGCAUCAGAUACCUAAGAACUUCCGGUGGAAGACGUAUAAGGAAUGGCACGACAAGUAUGGCCCUGUAAUCACAGUCAAAUGCGGACUGAAAACGAUGAUUUUGCUCGGGUCGCACAAAUCAGCCAGAGAUCUCUUGGAUAGACGAGGAGGUAUCUACAGCUCACGUCCCCAUUUUGCCGGACUAGGAGACUAUGGGUUUGGCGGCAAGUCGAUAACAUUCCUACCAUACGGGCCGAGGUGGAAACAGCGAAACCGUAUACAGACGGCUCUUGUCAAGCCUAGUAUGACGAAACGAUAUCGUGUUCUCCAGGAUAUCGAAAGCAAGCACCUUUUGCUCAAGAUUCUUUUGCAAGGAAGCGAGUUUUUUGACAUCUUCGAGCUCUACCACGCUAACCUUCUACUCGUUUUGAUGUAUGGCCGGAGAAUUGCAGACUUGGGAGAACGAUAUCAAGAAGAAUAUAUCGGGAAUAUCACCGCUGUCGAACACGCGUUCCAGCGUAACCAUGUGGUGGAACCUUUUCCAUGGUUAACUGAAGUAUUGAGCUUUGGCAAAUGGAAAGCCAGAUCACAAAAGGCGAUUAAAAAUCAGGAGAGGUUGCUUGAACAGCUCACAGAUACGGCACUUAUGUCACGUUCAUGGAAUUGGUGCAAAGCCUUAGCCGGGGAAAAAGAGAUGAAUAACAUCGACAAAGAAGAUAUAAUAGUGACAUCUGCAGACCUUUUUGAAGCCGGCCACGCUGUUCCGAUGACCCUGUGCGUCUUCGUCAUGGCAAGCGUAUUGCAUCGGGAUGCCGUCAAGGAGGCACAAGAAGAGCUUGACCGAGUUGUAGGGCCCGAUAGGCUGCCAACUUUCGACGAUAUGCCGAAUUUGCCCUAUGUCAAUGCCUUUAUAGCCGAGAUUCAGAGAUGGAGGCCCAUCGCCGUCACCGGGAUGCCUCACGCAGUCAUUGAGGAUGACGAGUACAUGGGUUACAGGAUUCCAAAGGGCACGCCUGUGGCAGCCAACCACUGGUCACUCGAGCACGAUGAGGAAAUCUUCGGUGACCCCAGCAACUUCCGGCCGCAGCGAUGGAUCGAUGACUCUGCGCUGCCAACCUGUCAGUUCGGGUUCGGUAGACGAGCUUGUCCAGGGCAGUAUCUUGUCCGCGAUACACUCUUCUCAGUGAUAUCACGGAUGCUCUGGGCAUACAACUUCGAAUAUGCCUAUGAUGAGGCUGGAAAUAAAAAGGAGAUUGAUCCGGACAAUGUGUCACAGAGCCCGGACUCGCAGCCGCUGCCUUUCGAUGCAGUCUUUGGCAUUCGUAGCUCGAGGCAUCAGGAGAUAGUGGAGAACGAGAGCAAGGCUUGUGAACAAAACCUGGAUAUUAUUCUCAACAAAAUUAAGCCGAGUGAGAAGGAGCUAUAG
This is a messenger RNA of Trichophyton rubrum CBS 118892, 1468 nucleotides long. RefSeq lists its product as uncharacterized. The transcript has a single exon. Gene Ontology annotation, molecular function: heme binding; iron ion binding; monooxygenase activity. The record is from RefSeq and is a predicted model, not a curated record. NCBI's taxonomy places the organism in Eukaryota, Fungi, Ascomycota, Eurotiomycetes, Onygenales, Arthrodermataceae. The coding region runs from base 158 to 1468 and encodes 436 amino acids.